Letharia columbiana is the source of this 4305-nucleotide messenger RNA. RefSeq lists its product as uncharacterized. Lineage: Eukaryota; Fungi; Ascomycota; Lecanoromycetes; Lecanorales; Parmeliaceae. Gene Ontology annotation, cellular component: HDA1 complex. The coding region runs from base 1 to 4305 and encodes 1434 amino acids. The record is from RefSeq and is a predicted model, not a curated record. The transcript is spliced from 5 exons.
AUGAGUUCUCGAAAACGCAGGAAUAGUCCAGAUCCAGGAACAGAGAGAACUCUAUCGAAGAGAGCCAGGUUGCUGUCGGAUCUCUGGCAAUCUCAAGAAGAAUCUGUAGAGCCUACGCAAGGGAGCCAGAGCAAUCCUUCAAGCCCUGUGUACAGCAUCAAAGCUAUCAUUGGAGAAAGGUCAACUCAGUAUCUGAUCGAUUGGGCGGACGAUCCCAUAACCGGAGAAAGGUUCAAACCAGAUUGGCAACCUAAGACGCACGUGAAUACAGCCGCAGUAAAGGCUUGGGAACUAAAACACUCAUCUGCCCUUCAAAGUCUCUCGGAUAGACCUAAACGACAGAGACGAAGAAGAAGGCGGCCAGGUGCAAAUAAAGAUUGCACGACCAGUGACACAGUUGUCGAAACCCGAAGACCUCAGCCUCAGCAUAUCAGCGAGACUUCUUCUCACAAAACAAAUAACAGCGACUCUCCAAACCACAAUAGAAGCACAUCAAGAAUUUUGGAACAUCCUCCAUCCCACUCCAAAUUCAACCCUCCCAAUAUCAUUGUACAGGUCUCGCAGCACAGCAGUCUUGAUAGAGGCCUAUACGUUGCCUAUCAAUCUUCUCUAUCCACUCAGGGAAACUCAUCUUCGCUUCUACCACAUCCAAAUUCUGGACUUGGGGAAUCUUCACCUGCUCCUGCCACAUCUCCGCCACACAGCAACGGUAUCAUACCUGAUUCACAGUCUCUUCCUGGAUCUUCUAGCUACAACCCCACGUCAACCACGUCUUUAGCAGUGCUCAGCGCAGAUCGGUCCCCACCAACCCACCAAUCUCGUGUUUUGCAAAACAGCACUGACUUUGAGUUAUCCACUUGUGGAGUUGCAGAGGCCAGCGAUUCCAUCGAAGAUUCUUCAGCUGUCGUGCUAGCAGCUAGCGAGCCUUCUGUUAUUACCUCUGAAAGGUCUAGAUCUGAGCCAGCUCCAAUCACAACAGAGUCGUCCUUAGAGUCUCCUUUCGGAGCUCGAUUUCCUUCGCUACCUCGCAGUACCUCUGACCCUACCUCCACCCACCACGAUCGACGCCGGCGCCGAGCCGUCGUCUCCGAGCAUCCGAGUGAUCAUCAUAUUAUACACGAACAGGUCAUUCAUAGUUCAGCAGACUUGCAGUCUCCUCUUCCAGCAGGAGCAGGGCAUAUUCAGCAGCGUCAAGGGUCUUCGGAAGUACAAGUCCCAGGAUCUGCUGAUCGAAGGUCACAUCCAAGUCACGCGGUAGACCAUAGCCUUACCGACAGUCUCGUCUUCCAGACACAAGUUCCUUUAGCUCUUGCAAGUCAAGGUUCUCGAAUCUCUAUCACGUCAGCAGAAGAUCAAUUGCAGAACGCACAGCCAAAUUCACAAAUUGUGGAGGAGGUUUCUGAUAUAUCAUCAAGGAGCGUAGCCAGAUCAACGCGCAGAAUCGAUCCGCAUCAGAGUACCUCUACGGCCGUCUCCGAAGCGAAAGAACGCCAAAGACGACGACGUUCUGCUGCCUUGGAAGUUUUUGCGGUUUCAGAAGAUCCCAGCGACAAUAGCCACCCCUCACAAGCCACAACAACAGACGACUCGAUCUUGAGCCUACGAGACCCAAAUUCGCAGUCAACCAAACAGAAUCAUCCAGAACCUUCAAAAGAAGGCAUCACUGACCUUGAAGAUCCCGUACGUGGCUCCACAAGGACUGACAGUUCAUCAAUCCCAGCCAGUCGAGUACAGCUGCCGGAUACUUUGGACUCUCGAGAACCUCCUAAGCCACCAUCGAGUUCAGAAGACAUUAUGUCUGACAUGGCUCCGAACGAGAACGGCUUGCCUGAAGGCAUGCAACCACUACGGAUUAGAGCGACGCUCAAGAGAAUCCGUGAAGACGGCGAAGCGAAGAGAGUGGCGGCGCGUAGUGGGAAGCGACAGCAUUCCGAAUCUUCUACAUCUCGAGCGUCUCCAUCGUUAACCCGAGAUGAUCAUGAAGGCUCCCAAACGGCGACAAACGUUGGACCGUCAUCGUUGGUCCCGGACCAACCAGAGCGAUCGCAAGUAUCAGCUGCUGGAGGGUCUCCAGAUCCAAGCCUUGAUAAGCAACCGAGACCGCCACUCUCGACUGCUAGACCCUCGCCUUCUGUGACGAGAGAUGAGCUACGUGUGCGUGUCCAGUCACCAAUUGCUGCACAGUCGUCGCGCUCCAUAGCAUCACCCUCAAUCAUUCCAGCGAAGGCUCCCUAUCAAAUUCAAGAAGAGCCAGAACGACUAGAGAUUCAGCCGUCCAUGAUCCUGAAGGAGAUUUCACUGCCAGCGCGCAAUCCUCAAUCGGCUCCCCACACUCCAACCACUCCGAGUAAGCUCUCGAUGCACAAAGAGGCAUCUCCACUGCAGAGCCAGACGACUACUCUCAAGGUGAGAAAUUUGGGACCAAGGGAAUUUGUCGUUACUCUGCCGAUGCAACCCCGUAUAUUGAGUCAGUACGUGGACACCAUUGAGUACCAUUCACAAGCCAUAAGCAGAAACAUGACGGAAGAAAGGAUCGGCGAAGAAAUCGUGGAGAGGCUGAACACACUUUUGUAUCGACUUGGCAAUGUGGCUACCCAUAUCGGCCUCGAAGGUGGAGGACCAGGUAGCCAGGAAGAAAUAAACCCCGAGGAAGAAGCGCUAUAUGCUGAGCUAUCCAGCGAGAAAUUCAAAUUUCUGGGACACCUUUUGGCUCUUACUAAAGAGAGUCGAAUAGAUAUUGCGGUAAUUGCAAAGCCAGGCCAUCUUCUGGAUAUCAUUGAGAUGUUUCUGAAAGGAAAAAAUGUGUCUUAUGUAAGACCAGACACGAAGACAAACGGACCGAGACCACAGAAUCCAGAUCAAUCUGGAUUGCAGGUGGUGAGUAUCAUACCCUCAGGGGAGGCCAUCUCUUUUCCGCCUGUACAACUGAUCAUCGCGUUUGAUGAAACGUUCAAUGCGAAAGAUACCCAUAUCACGGAAUCGCGAGAACCUAGGGCAAGCGGUGAUCAGUUGACACCCGUGAUUCGACUGGUUGUGUACAGCUCUGUCGAGCACCUGGACCUGUGUUUAGCGCGCUCGCUAGAGCCUAUCGACAGGAUCCGCAAACUUAUUUUCUGCGUUUGGCAUACACAACGCUCGGUUGGUCAACUCGAACUUGACGAACCUGGUCCAGCAGCCAGUGCUCAACAAGUCUUUGAAUUCUCCAACUCAGGCUUUGAAACAUCCGCUUGGACUCUAGCAAACAUCCGUCCCAUCGAAAACCUGCCCAUCAUGGAUUCCGACUCGUCCCUGUCCGACGCUAUAUCUGACAUUUCAGACAUCUACAAGCCUGAAGGAGCGCCCAAAUACUAUCCCAAUCCGGUCCUGCCACUCAUCACGAAUCCAAAGAACCCAGAUGCCCUUCCGCGUGCGGGGCGUCCUUUUGACCUCGAACAUGGCGACUCUUUAGAAGUCCAAGCCAAGAAGCGGAAGAUGCUUGCAGAUUACAAUGCAGGCCGACUCAACAGUCCUCCUACCAUCGAAAGCCUUACGGCAGAUAUCCAAGAAUGCAAGGUCACUGAAAAGCUCUGGGAAGGCGAGAAGAAGCAGAUGAACGAGAAAAUCAAGAGCCUUGAAUACUGGCACGAGCGCCGCCAGUACGACUACGAAGAAUUGCGCGAGAAGGCCGGCAACCGCUACGCUACGAUCCAAGAGCAAGCCGCUGAGCUUGAGAAGGCCAAGAGAGACAAUGGCAGAUCUCGAACCGAGAUCCUAGCUCUCAAAGGCGAGCGUGGCACCCUUCAGAAAGACCUCACGGCCGCCCGUCUCGAGCUCGUCAACCACCCUGACCCGACGGUCCGCGACACAGCCAUCAAAGACGCUCGGAUCCGUGAGCUUGAAGCCGAGGUCCUCGCAAAGAACAAAAAGAUGGACAACCUGACCAAAGACUGGGAGCUCACCAAACGCCUCUGGACCGACGCCUCCACCGCCGCCACCGCCGCGACCCGAGAACUCGCCGCCCUCGAAGCCAAGCAGCCCGGACUCCUCCGCCAGGCCGCCGAGAACGAGAUCAAGCGGAAGGAGUUGAGGAACGACGGCACGAUCACGGCCCUGCGGAAGGAGGUGGCCGUCCAGAAGGCCACGGUCCAGAGCCGGGACAACCUGAUCCGCCGCAAGGAGGAGCAGAUGGCGGAGCUGAAGCGCGGCCGGGGCGGCGUGCAGACGCGGGGCUCGAGCGUGCAGCCCCGUUCCCCCGCGGCGGCUCCCGCGGCGCGAGCCCCGCCGCCGGCAUGCUCGGCGGGGGGGCCAAGGCGGCGAGCGGGUUGA